This is a messenger RNA of Nannizzia gypsea CBS 118893, 1452 nucleotides long. Its product is annotated as histone deacetylase phd1. The transcript has a single exon. The coding region runs from base 1 to 1452 and encodes 483 amino acids. NCBI's taxonomy places the organism in Eukaryota, Fungi, Ascomycota, Eurotiomycetes, Onygenales, Arthrodermataceae. Gene Ontology annotation, molecular function: histone deacetylase activity. The record is from RefSeq and is a predicted model, not a curated record.
AUGGGUCGAUCCGCCAUUGUCCAGGAAUAUGGCCCUCCACCCCUCGCCAACACAACCAUCACAUUUGACCGCAAGACUGCCGAUGAGGUAGCUCACGACAUUAUCAAGAGGCCGAAGGGUUACAGGGUGUCAUGGCACUCAAACGCAACCGUCGAACCACAUCAUUUUGGCCAGUCACAUCCCAUGAAGCCAUGGCGUCUAACCCUCACAAAGCAGCUCGUCAUGGCCUACGGGAUGCACCAUGCCAUGGAUCUUUACGUUGCCCGAGCAGCGACAUACGAUGAGAUGGCCGAGUUCCACAGUACAGAUUAUCUCGACUUUCUAAGCCAGGUUAUUCCCUCCGAUAUGGACAGCACAGCGCAGCAGGAUCGGCUCGCCGGUUUUAACUUUGGUGACGACUGUCCCAUUUUUGACGGCCUGUAUGACUACUGCGCUCUCUAUUCCGGCGGAACCGUCGACGCUGCUCGAAAACUAUGCAAUAAUCAAUCAGAUAUUGCCAUUAACUGGUCCGGCGGGCUGCAUCACGCCAAAAAGACCGAGGCAAGCGGGUUCUGCUAUAUUAAUGAUAUUGUGCUUGGUAUCCUUCAGCUGCUGAGGCACCAUCCAAGAGUCAUGUAUAUUGAUAUCGAUGUCCAUCAUGGAGACGGGGUCGAGCAGGCUUUCUGGUCAACAGACCGAGUCCUUACCGUUUCUUUCCACAAAUAUGACAAGGAUAACUUCUUUCCAGGAACCGGUCCGCUCGAUAGCACCGGGCCAACACACCCGCUCAACCCUGGUGCUCACCAUUCUUUAAACGUUCCAUUAAACGACGGAAUCGAAGAUAAUGAUUAUGUCAACCUUUUUAAAGCUAUUAUCGGCCCAUGCAUAACGACCUACCAACCUACGGCAAUAGUCCUGCAGUGUGGUGCUGACAGCUUAGGCUGUGACAGACUGGGCUGUUUUAACCUCAAUAUUCGUGCGCACGGUGCAUGCGUUGCCUUCACAAAAUCUUUUGGCUUGCCUACCCUCGUUCUUGGUGGUGGAGGAUAUACACCUCGCAACGUCUCCCGGCUGUGGGCUUACGAGACAGCAAUAUGUGUUGGGGCGGAAGAUCACCUUGAUCCCAAACUUCCCGAAACGCUCCCCUUUCGCAGUCAUUUCCAGCCCGACUUUUCACUCUUUCCGCCGUUAUCAGAUCUGCGAAAAGUUGAAAAUAAGAAUACCAAGCAGUAUCUAGAUUCUCUCGUGGAAGGGAUAUUAGAACAGCUGCGAUACAUCAACGGUGCACCGAGUGUUCAGAUGAGCGUUAUCCCACCAGAUAUAUUGGGUAUUCGGGAGGAAAUCGAGAAGGAAAUUGAAGAAGAGAAUCAGCUGAAUGAAGAGGAAAAUGAGGAUCGAGGGAUGAAUGGGACAUCAAGUCGGCGAAAAGAUGCAGAACGAGGAACCGCCAUCGCAGGUGAACUUUAUACCUGA